AUCAACUUGAAAUACAUUGAGCACAAUGAUGAUUGGACUGAGAUUAAAUCAAUUCUAAAUUUGAAGUAAACAAUACACACAAUCACAAUACGUUUAGGAAAUUUUAAACGCUCUCCUGAGUCCUGGCGGCAAUUGCUGCCCCUUUGGGCUUCUGUAACUUGUAAGAUGAUUCCUUGACUAGAGCACGACUGCUGUUUGAUGUAUUCGAUUCAUAGAAAUCUUUUAUCUCUCGCCGAUUCUCUAGCAUCAAAACUGCGCAACGAUCUCCUGAACCUUGGACAACUUCAACAAAUCCACGCUCAAAUCCUAACCAGCGGCUAUCUCCAUUCGACUCCUUUCCUCACGACCUUCCUUUCUUCAUGUUAUCGGUCUCAGAAACCCCGUUACGCUCUGCUUUUGCUGCAGACGCUGCCACAUCCGGACCCCUCUUUGUGGAAUUCAAUGAUUCGAGUUUCGUUAGGACAUGGUAAUGGCGUAGAUUUUGUUAGUUUUUACAAUGUUAUGCUCUAUAACAAUGUGGUUCCCAGCAAGGCUGUGUUUACUUCAAUCCUUCGCUCUUGUGCCGUUAAUUGCGCAACCCAAAUCGGCGAAGCUUUUCAUUCCCAGAUGAUAAAAAUGGGUUUUCCGUUCGACGUGAUUUUACAAACUGGGUUGCUUGAUUUUUAUGCCAAAGUUGGAAAUUUAAGGUCUGCUGAACGAGUUUUCGUAGAAAUGCCUGAAAAGGAUGUGGUGGCAAAUAAUGCAAUGGUUUCAGCUUUAAGUAUGCACGGGCAUGUCAAGGAAGCACGGGAUUUGUUUGACGAAAUGCCGGAGCGGAACUCUUGUUCUUGGAAUUCGAUGAUAACUUGCUAUUGCAAGUCCGGCGAUAUUGAUUCUGCACGGUUGAUGUUUGAUCGCUGUCCGGUUAAAGAUGUGGUCUCGUGGAAUGCAAUGAUUGAUGGUUACUGUAAGUCUGAGCAGUUAACACUUGCUCAGGAGUUGUUCAACCAAAUUGGAUCGGUUAAAAACUGUGUCACUUGGAAUACGAUGAUAUCUGGGUAUGUACAGUGUAGGGAAUUUGGAAGAGCAAUCUUGACAUUUCAGCAAAUGCAAGCUGAAAACGUGAGGCCGACUGAGGUGACCAUGGUUAGCUUGUUAUCUGCCUGUGCCCAUCUUGGUGCCUUAGAUAUAGGAGAAUGGAUUCAUGCUUAUAUUAGAAGGAAAAAUUUCAAAAUGGAUGUUGUUUUAGGUAAUGCUCUUAUAGACAUGUACUGUAAGUGUGGGAGCAUAGAAGCUGCUGUAGAUGUAUUUCGUGGACUCCCAGUGAGGAACAUCUUUUGUUGGAAUUCUAUUAUUGUAGGACUAGGAAUGCAUGGUUAUGGGCAAGAGGCUAUAGAUGUUUUUACUUCCAUGAAAAAGGAGAAGAUACAUCCAGAUGAGGUCACCUUUGUUGGGCUUUUGAGUGGUUGUAGCCAUUCAGGCUUGGUUUCUGCAGGUAGAAAAUAUUUCUCUCAAAUGCGACUCAGGUAUGGGCUUGAACCUCGAAUUGAACACUAUGGCUGCAUGGUUGACCUUCUGGGUCGAGCUGGCCUUCUCAAAGAAGCAUUAGAACUCGUAAGGACCAUGCCCUUAAACCCAAAUUCAGUGGUGUGGGGAAGCCUGCUCCGAGCAUGUCAAAUUCAUAAGAACACUGAACUUUGUGAGCUAGUGACACGGCAUCUCUUGGAGUUGGAUCCAUCUGAUAGUGGAAAUUAUGUGUUUAUGUCCAACCUAUAUGCAUCAUUAAAUCGCUGGAGUGAUGUGGGCAUAUGUCGAAAGUUAAUGAUUGAGAAGGGAGCACAUAAGACGCCCGGAUGCAGUUCAGUUGAGGUAGACAAUAUUAUACAUGAGUUUGUGGCAGGUGACACUUCACAUUCCCAAUUCCCACUAAUUAAUGCAUUCUUAGAUGAGAUUGCGAAGGAAUUAAAAGCUCACGGGCAUAAGCCAGAUACAACUUCUGUGCUGCAUGACAUAGAGGAAGAGGAGAAAGAGAGUGCAGUUGGAUACCACAGUGAGAGGAUUGCUGUUGCUUUUGGACUUAUGAGCACGCCUUCUGGAAAGACUAUUCGGGUGGUAAAGAAUCUACGAACAUGCAAUGACUGCCAUUCUGCUUUGAAGGUUAUAUCUAAGGUGUAUAAGAGGGAAAUAAUUGUGAGAGAUCAGAAUCGAUUUCAUCAUUUCAAGAAUGGAUCUUGCUCUUGCAAGGACUACUGGUGAUUUAUCAUCUAAAAUUGAUUCCUUAUUCACUUAUUGUACUGAUUUUUAAUAGUCUAUGUGCAUAAUAUAUCCCUGAGCAGAUAGCAUCCUGUUUACUUUAAUUUGUGUAAUUUGAAAUUAUCAUCCUGUUAAUUCAGAUAAUGUAUCCAAAUAGUAAUCGAAAUAAAUUAUGACCUUUUUGAUAUCUUA
This is a messenger RNA of Malania oleifera, 2424 nucleotides long. Its product is annotated as pentatricopeptide repeat-containing protein At1g08070, chloroplastic-like. The record is from RefSeq and is a predicted model, not a curated record. The transcript has a single exon. Gene Ontology annotation, molecular function: RNA binding; protein binding; zinc ion binding. Gene Ontology annotation, biological process: RNA modification. Lineage: Eukaryota; Viridiplantae; Streptophyta; Magnoliopsida; Santalales; Ximeniaceae. The coding region runs from base 199 to 2235 and encodes 678 amino acids.